CGUGCACGUUACCAAACACCGAGUUUCUCAGUAAACACAGCAGAGAGGCAACAGAGAACAACUGUACGUUUUAAGUCGCGAUUAAGGUUCGUAGGCAUGGCUCAAACAUGUAUUCACUGGUUCCGCAAGGGACUUCGGUUGCAUGAUAACCCAGCACUGAUGGCUGCUCUGAGGGACUGUAAGGAACUGUACCCCGUGUUCAUCCUGGACCCUCACCUCCAUAACAACACCUGCGUGGGCAUCAACCGCUGGAGGUUCCUCAUUGGAGCCCUCAAAGACCUGGACUGCAGCCUCAGGAAACUCAACUCUAGGCUGUUCGUGAUGAGGGGGAGGCCAGAGGAUGUGCUCCCCAAGUUGUUUCAGAAGUGGAACGUGACAAAGCUGACCUAUGAGUACGACACAGAGCCCUACAGUCUGAGCCGCGACAAAAAAGUGACCGAGCUCGCCAAAGAGCAUGGAGUUGAAGUCAUCUACAAAAUCUCACACACUCUUUAUGACAUAGAGAGAAUAAUUGAGGAAAACAAUGGAAAGACUCCCCUUACAUACAACCGUUUGCAGGCAAUAGUGAAGGGUCUCGGUUCCCCUAAAAGGCCGAUUCCUGCUCCAGCCAUGGAAAACAUGAAAGAUGUGAAGACGCCCUGUUCAGAAAAACACGAGGAGAAAUAUGGGAUUCCUGCACUGGAGGAGCUCGGCCACGACACCACAUCUCUUGGAGAGGAUUUGUUCCCAGGAGGAGAACAGGAGGCCCUCAGGAGACUAGAUGAACAUAUGAAAAGAACGGGAUGGGUGUGCAACUUUGAGAAGCCGCAGACUUCUCCAAACUCUUUGAGCCCCAGCACCACCGUUCUCAGUCCAUAUGUCACGUUUGGCUGCUUGUCAGUGAGAACCUUCUGGUGGAGGCUCACGGACGUCUAUCAGGGGAAAAAGCACUCAGCUCCUCCAGUUUCUCUGCAUGGCCAGUUACUGUGGAGAGAGUUCUUCUACACUGCCAGUGUGGGAAUCCCGAACUUUAACAAGAUGAAGGGCAACCAUGUGUGCACGCAGGUGGACUGGGACACGAAUCCUGAACAUCUAGCUGCAUGGAGAGAGGCUCGGACUGGGUUCCCCUUCAUCGACGCCAUCAUGACCCAGCUGAGACAGGAGGGCUGGAUCCACCACCUGGCCAGACACGCCGUCGCUUGUUUCCUCACCAGGGGAGACCUGUGGAUCAACUGGGAAGAAGGACAGAAGGUGUUUGAGGAGCUUUUAUUGGAUGGCGACUGGGCUCUGAAUGCUGGAAACUGGCAGUGGCUGUCAGCCAGCACUUUCUUCCACCAGUUUUUCAGAGUUUACUCUCCUGUCGCCUUUGGCAAGAAGACAGACAAAAAUGGAGACUACAUCAAAAAGUACCUUCCUCUCCUAAAGAAGUUCCCAGCACAGUACAUCUAUGAACCUUGGAAAGCUCCACGCAGUAUCCAGCAGGCAGCAGGAUGCAUUGUGGGUAAAGACUACCCGCGUCCCAUUGUCGAGCAUGAAGUGAUCAGCAAGAAAAACAUUCAGAGAAUGAAGAUGGCUUAUGCAAAGAGAUCCCCAGACACCACUGAGUCACCCAGCAAAAAGCAAGGUGUAAAGCGCAAAGCUCCAUCUGUUGUUGACAUGCUGAAGAAGAAGAGCAAGACAAACUAAUGGUACACAAAUUACUACAAAGUAAUGAAGUUACUGUGAAAUCAGUGAUUGUUCAUUACAAAGUCAGCAGAUAUCCUCUUUUUUUUUUAUUAUGCCCUUUACUGGUUACCAUUUUAUAUUUUAAAUACUGUUAUUUUAUUUGUACUUUUUCUAUUCUGUGUUUAUAAGUUGGUAAAAUGGUUUGGGUCAGAAGGGUAUUUCUUGCAUUGAGAUUACGUUACAUUUUCUAAAGACCUCAACUUGUCUAAAGACUACAAUUUGUUACCAUGUCAAAUCCACACUACUAUAAAUACUGCAGCAGGUUGGAGUAUCUGGUGUUCACACUGGACGAGAGACAAAGUGAAGUAUAGUCUGUCCAGACUGUCUGCACCAUUAACAUGCAUAUUAUUCACUUACAGUAGAGUGCACAAUUGGGGAAAAAGUAAUUCAUUUAAAUUUAAUUGAAGAAACUGUUUCAAAAAAUCUUGGGAAAAAGUAUUUUUUUCAGAAUUUUUAUUUUUUUUUUUUACUUACCGGUGCAUCACAGAUAUUUAUCUCCUGUUAGUAUAAAAUGGUAAAAUAUGGUGACAUGUUAUUAAAGUAGCUGUAGAAAACAGAGUUAGUGCAUCAUCAGUACAUGGGUCAUACUGUGUAGGAUUUUCAUAGUAGUGUGGACUUGGGAGGCCGCUUCAGUCUGCGUAACAAGUAGGUCUGUGCUUGUUUGUUUGAUUACAAUAGUAAAUAUGUUGCAUAUGACUACUCAGGAGUUUGUGUCCAAUUUAAAUAAAAAAUAUGCUAAAUAUGAACCAGA
Stegastes partitus (bicolor damselfish) is the source of this 2455-nucleotide messenger RNA. RefSeq names its product cryptochrome circadian regulator 5 (gene cry5). Lineage: Eukaryota; Metazoa; Chordata; Actinopteri; Pomacentridae. Gene Ontology annotation, cellular component: cytoplasm; nucleus. The record is from RefSeq and is a predicted model, not a curated record. Gene Ontology annotation, biological process: entrainment of circadian clock by photoperiod; circadian regulation of gene expression. Gene Ontology annotation, molecular function: deoxyribodipyrimidine photo-lyase activity; DNA binding; FAD binding. The transcript has 11 exons. Bases 97 to 1665 code for a protein of 522 amino acids.